UGACCUUUGGUGUCUUAGCCAGCCGAUUUGACUUAUGCAUUGAGCGCUCGAAUUGGCAAUUGGGACAACUGCACACGUGUUUGCUUUGCACCAAGGGGGUCACCGACGCAUACGUUCAUUGUCUGGCACCCGCGUGUUUGUAUUGACGGCUGUUUCUGAAUGUGCCCUUGGCACCAGGCGUCCUGUGCAACAUACAGGGGUGACACAGCUUUUGGCAACGCAGACUGCACUGCAGAUGCUGCAGCUUCAAUGUGGCCCUUCUGGCUCAAGCUAGGAGUUAGGCCUUUUUGGCCUGAUCGGUCUUCGCGGCUAGAGCAUGGAUAAUGAUGACGACAAUUCGGAGGCUCUGGCGGCUGUCGUCACUGCGAAGAUUGCGGAGUACGAGGACAUUGCCCAGACCAUCUCUUGCGGCAGCGUGCUCUGCGCCCUCCUCGGGCAAAGCUUCCACGAGGACUUCGUGGAGAAGGUCCUCAAGGCCGAGCUCCAGCGGUCGCUGGAGGCCUUCCGCCGGGAGGCGGCGGUGCUGGAGCAGUGCCGCGAGCUGCGCGAGACAACAUCGAUCUGCUCGUCCGCGAUGGCGUCACCGAGCUGGAGACGAUGGUGGAGCUCGGCUGCCAGUUUUAUGUGAACGCGUUCGUCCCGGACACCAGCCGCAUUUUCGUGGAUGUCGGCCUGGGCUUCCGGCUGGAGCUGACGCUGGAGGAGGCCCGCGAGUUCCUGGAGCACAAGGAAGCGUGCCUCCGCAGCGGGCUGGAGCUGCGCAAGCGGAAGACCGCCAGCGUGAAGGCGGACAUCCACGAGGCCCUGCACCUGCUCGACCUGAUGCUCCAGGUCCAAUCGGGACGAUCGCCCUGGCUGGACGGCGGAGCAGAGAGCUUGAUCAGUGCAUUGGCGGGCUGAUGUUGGCUGCCAGAGGCUGUCGGGUACGCCUGGCGCGGGCAGCAUCGGAACGACUGCUGGAGUGCGCUGCAGGGUGGCCUUCAGAAAGCGCCGUUGAUUCCGUCUUGCAUCGUUGCUUGCUCCAUGGGUUUCCGUUUGCAGGGUUCAUGUGUCGACCUCAUGGUUUGAGCAGCUUCUCACGACUUGGCUUGUCGGAGCAGGCACUUGAGCCUCCGUCGACCAGACGGAGGCUGACAGUCUCGGUGGUAGUUCGGCACUGGGUGUGAGCCCAUCGCCGCGCAGGUAUGACGUCCAUCGCCAGUCGUGC
Messenger RNA from Prorocentrum cordatum, 1207 nucleotides. The record is from the annotation of a GenBank genome assembly. Lineage: Eukaryota; Dinophyceae; Prorocentrales; Prorocentraceae.